Molecule: messenger RNA, 1294 nt
Organism: Abrus precatorius (Indian licorice)
Lineage: Eukaryota; Viridiplantae; Streptophyta; Magnoliopsida; Fabales; Fabaceae
Product: chlorophyll a-b binding protein, chloroplastic-like
Exons: 4
Coding region: 304-1116 (270 amino acids)
Biological process (GO): photosynthesis, light harvesting in photosystem I; response to light stimulus
Cellular component (GO): membrane
Source: RefSeq, a predicted model, not a curated record
AUAGAAGAAUCUCUCUUGUGGUGUCAGUUCCAAUGUAAGCCACAAAAGACAUGUAGUUUGGGUCUGACAAAUGUGAACCACCAAAUUCUGAUUUUUCUAGGUAAACCUAUCCUAUGAGAUUCUGCAUGCCACGUGGCAACCCCCCAUCUAAUUUCUGGUUCACAUUCUAUCCUUCGAGAUAAGAACCAUGCAUACAUACACUUAACAAAAUUGCAUUUUCUAUCCCACUCAUCAUUUAAUCACACACACCAACAUAACACAACAACUCACUAAGCCAAACCAUUUUAUCUCUCUAACAUUGUCAUGGCUUCCGCGUGUGCUUCAUCUGCCAUUACAGCCGUUGCAAUCUCUACCCCAAGUUCUCAGAAGAAUGGAUCACUCUUGGGAACCACAAAAACUUCUUUUCUUAGUGGGAGGAAACUGAAGGUGAACACCUUCACAGCACCAGUUGGAGGACGAUCCACCACUACAGUGUGUGCAGCUGCUGACCCUGACAGGCCUCUGUGGUUCCCUGGCAGCACCCCUCCUCCAUGGCUAGAUGGAAGCUUGCCAGGAGAUUUUGGGUUUGAUCCUCUUGGUCUUGGAUCUGAUCCUGAGACCCUGAGAUGGAAUGUUCAAGCAGAACUUGUGCACUGCAGAUGGGCAAUGUUGGGUGCUGCUGGCAUUUUCAUCCCAGAAUUCCUAACAAAGAUUGGUGUUCUGAACACCCCCUCAUGGUACAGUGCUGGAGCGCAGGAAUACUUCACAGACACUACCACACUGUUCAUUGUUGAGCUCUUUUUCAUUGGAUGGGCUGAGGGUAGAAGGUGGGCUGAUAUCCUCAAGCCAGGAUGUGUCAACACUGACCCUAUCUUCCCCAACAACAAGCUCACAGGAACUGAUGUUGGGUACCCAGGUGGGCUUUGGUUUGAUCCACUUGGCUGGGGAUCUGGUUCUCCUGAGAAGAUCAAGGAGUUGAGAACAAAGGAGAUCAAGAAUGGGAGAUUGGCCAUGUUGGCUGUGAUGGGAGCAUGGUUCCAGCACAUUUACACUGGCACUGGUCCUAUUGACAACCUCUUUGCUCACCUUGCAGAUCCUGGCCAUGCUACUGUUUUUGCUGCUUUCACUUCCAAGUGAGAUGGAUAAGAACAACUCUAUGAUUGCAAGCUUUGGAGAAACAUUGGCAAACCUGUUUAACUAAGUAGUAAAGCUUAAAUGCUUUUAGGAGGAAUGUUUCUGUGGUGAAGCUUGUAAAAUGGUUACUUCUAUGUAUUGCACAGAUUGAUGAUUCAAUGUACAAAUACCUAUUUAUGUU